This is a messenger RNA of Epinephelus fuscoguttatus (brown-marbled grouper), 2294 nucleotides long. It is a transcript of the gene dennd6b, whose product is annotated as DENN/MADD domain containing 6B. NCBI's taxonomy places the organism in Eukaryota, Metazoa, Chordata, Actinopteri, Perciformes, Serranidae. Gene Ontology annotation, molecular function: guanyl-nucleotide exchange factor activity. The transcript is spliced from 20 exons. The coding region runs from base 87 to 1793 and encodes 568 amino acids. Gene Ontology annotation, cellular component: recycling endosome. The record is from RefSeq and is a predicted model, not a curated record.
UCUUCGCUGGUCCACCAGCAGGGGGCUCCACAGUGCUGACCCGUUCCCGGUGAUGGGGGACCGGAGGAUGUUCGUUGCAGGUCGUGAUGAACCCGUUUGACCGACAGUCGGAGGCGGACCGCGGGGACAGCCGGUGUCCGUGGGCCCGCUUCUCCUCCUGGCUGGAGUGUGUGUGUGUGGUUACCUUCGACCUGGAGCUCGGACAGGCCAUCGAGCUGGUGUAUCCUCAGGAUGUGAAGCUCACAGAGAAGGAGAAAACCAGCAUCUGUUACCUGUCCUUCCCUGACUCGUACUCAGGAUGCCUCGGGGACACUCAGUUCAGCUUCAGGUUACGUCAGUCGGUCGGUCGCAGAGUGGCGAGCUUCCGAGAAGACCUUUACAACAGAGACGCUCCCGUCACGCUGCAGACUGAAGCGUCCCAUUUCUUUGGUUUCGUCUAUUUUAGACAAGUGAAGGACGUUUCUGUGAAGAGGGGAUACUUCCAGAAGUCGCUGGUGUUGGUAUCCAGGUUACCAUACACUCACCUGUUCCACACGCUGCUGCAGAUCGUCGCACCUGAGUUUUUUGAGAAGUUGGAGCCCUGUUUGGAAGCAGUGUGUAAUGAGAUCGACCAGUGGCCUUCACCUGUACCUGGACAGACCCUCAACCUGCCUGUGAUGGGCGUGGUCCUUCAAGUGCGGAUUCCUUCAAAAACAGACAAACCAGGAGGAAGUCCCGUCAGACAGACAGCCAAAGAGAACCUGCUGCCGGCUCCGACCCUGCUGCCUACCAUCCACGAGCUCGACCUCUUUAAGUGUUUCCAGUCGGUACUGAUCCACCUGCAGAUGCUCUGGGAGCUCAUGUUGCUCGGGGAACCGGUGGUCGUCAUGGCGCCGUCUCCCACCGUCUCCUCGGAAACCGUGCUGGCUCUCAUCAGCUCCAUCAGUCCUCUGAAGUUCUGCUGCGACUUUCGUCCGUAUUUCACCAUCCACGACAGUGAGUUCAGAGAGUACACCACCAGGACCCAGGCCCCGCCUAACGUGGUUCUUGGAGUCACAAACCCGUUCUUCAUCAAGACUUUUCAGAACUGGCCUCACGUCGUCCGACUGGGAGAAAUCAAGAUGACAGGUGAUUUACCCAAACAGGUGAAGGUGAAGAAACUUUCUAAGCUGAAGACACUCGACACAAAACCAGGGAUCUACACAGCGUUCAAGACGUUUCUACACAAAGACAAGAUUCUGAUUAAAAGGCUGCUGAAGGGGAUUCAGAGAAGACGACCGUCAGAGGUUCAGAGCGCCAUCUUGAGGCGACACCUGUUAGAGCUGACUCAGAGCUUCAUCAUCCCGCUGGAGCGGUACAUGGCGAGCCUGAUGCCUCUGCAGAGAUCGGUGACACCGUGGAAGACUCCGCCUCAGAUUCGACCCUUCAGUCAGGAUGAGUUCAUGUCGACUGUGGACCACACGGGGCCCCAGCUCACCUCCAUGCUCAAGGGUGAUUGGAUGGGACUGUACAGGAAGUUCUUCAGGUCUCCGAACUUUGACGGAUGGUACCGCCAUCGACACAAAGAGAUGACGCAGAAACUGGAGAGUCUUCACCUGGAGGUCAUCUGUGACGCUGACUUGAUGAGUUGGACUAAAGACAAGUCAGAGGUUGAGAUCGUUGACUUGAUUCUGAAGCUCAGAGAGAAACUGAUUAAAGCUCGGAGGCAGCAGCUGCAGCUGAGGGAUGGAGUUUUACAGAAACUGGACGACUUUAUUAACAAUGUCAUCAUCCAGCUGCCCGAUGACCUACAGACGGUACUGAGUACACACUGAGUACACACUGAGGACACACCAAGUACACACUCAGUACACACAGUGUGUAUUCAGAGUAAUUUAACAUAUCUGACUUGUUCAGGUUAAACUCUUGUUUGUUGCCUUCAUUUUGUUUUUGUAUUUUCAAAAAGUUUACUGAAUGAAUCAAACAUAUACAGUAUGAAUCUUUCUGUUUGCUUGUUUUUGUUUAUUAAUAUUUGUAAAGUUGUUCACAUAAAAACACAAAGUUCCAUCAGGUCUGAUGAUUUUAGCUCAGAUAGUAAAACACAAAUGUUUAAUAUUCCACAUUAAAUCUGUGUGAACUGAACUCUGACACCACAUACAGACCAUAAUAAUCAGCUGAUACAGACCAUAAUAAUCAGAUGUUAUUUUUCUAUCAGACUGAACUGAAUGUAGCACUGAUAAUUAACUGUAAUAAUGUGUUGUUCACCUUUAUGUUCCUCCGUCAGUCUAUAAAUAUUUAUUGUUGAUUUAAAAAGUAAAACCUGGAUCAUGGUCAAA